UUCGGUCUUCGCAGUUUGCUCCGCACUUGAAUCUUUCUCUGUUUACCCCCCCUUUUGAAGUGGAACAUGGUCACAUGGAUUGUUUUAAAAAGCCGAAGCAAUUCAGCAAUUCAGCAGUAAGCCGCAUAAGAGAUCACCUCAGCGGCUCAGCUGGUGUAACAAGUGUGAGACUCACUCUAAAGGGAAGAGAGACAGAGGGCAGGCAAAGAAGACUCUCACAAUCACAAGGGACGAAGAAGCUUGCUCGCAAGGCACCAGGGAGGAAGAAGACAACCACGCACUAUUGCUAUUGCUUGUGCUUUCCCGGUGUGUGUGACUGUGCGCGCGGCUAGAAGCAGACAAGCAGCUGCGGGAGCAAAAGGGCCAUGGCUUCUCGCAGUAGCUUCUACUUUGUUCCCUUGCUCCUCCUGCUGAUGCUCUUGCUCGCGUCUCCUACUUCCACUGCUGCAUUGGCAUCUUCCAAGCUUGGCAGUGGCGAUGCUGGCAAUGCCACUGCAGCUGCUACAAGGCUGAGGCCGGGGAAGGAGCUGCUCAAGUACAAGAGGAUCAGGGCUCUACUCAGGAAGCUCAACAAGCCGUCUCUCAAAACCAUCAAGAGCCCGGAUGGUGACAUCAUAGACUGUGUCCCCUCUCACCUCCAGCCUGCAUUUGACCAUCCAAAGCUCAAAGGCCAAAAGAUCCUGGAUCCACCUGAGAGGCCCAAGAACUACAACUUCACCAUUGUCGGCAGCGGCAGCAGCAGAGUCGGCGCGGUGGUGGUGCAGGCGUGGCAUGCCACCGGAGAGGCGUGCCCAGAAGGCACGGUGCCGAUUCGGCGGAAGACGGAGAAGGAUCUGCUCAGGGCAAGCUCCCUCAGGAGGUACGGCAGAAAGCCGGUGCACCGGGGUGUUCGCCGUGAUUCCACAAACAAUGGCCAUGAGCAUGCAGUUGGGUAUGUGAACUCUGAGCAGUACUAUGGGGCCAAGGCCAGUGUUAAUGUGUGGUCACCAAGGAUAGGAGACCCAUCAGAGUUCAGCCUGUCACAGAUCUGGGUCAUAUCUGGCUCCUUCGGCAAUGAUCUCAACACCAUCGAAGCUGGAUGGCAGGUAAGCCCUGAGCUAUAUGGAGACAGUAACCCAAGAUUCUUCACCUACUGGACAACCGACGCGUAUCAAGAAACGGGGUGCUACAAUCACAACUGCCGCGGAUUCGUGCAGACGACGAGUAAGAUUGCAAUUGGGGCGGCUAUCACACCGGAAUCAGUGUACAACGGCAGGCAAUUUGACAUUACUCUGAUGCUAUGGAAGGAUCCGAAGCACGGGCACUGGUGGCUGGAGCUGGGCUCGGGCGUGGUCGUCGGGUACUGGCCGUCCUACCUCUUCACCCACCUGGCGCGCCACGCCAACAUGGUGCAGUUCGGCGGCGAGGUCGUCAACACCCGGCCGUCGGGGUCGCAUACGGCGACGCAGAUGGGCAGCGGCCACUUCCCAAGCGAGGGCUUCGACCGCGCCGCCUACUUCCGGAACCUGCAGGUGGUGGACUGGGACAACAACCUCAUCCCCGCGGCAAGCCUGAAGCUCCUCGCCGACAACCCCGGCUGCUACGACAUCCAGGGAGGGUCCAACAGCUACUGGGGGAGCUACUUCUACUACGGAGGCCCAGGCAGGAACGUGAAAUGUCCCUGAGAUAAACUGGGAUCUUGUUUUCGUUUUCCUUUUUUUUUUUUGCUUUGCUUUGCUUUGCUUGUUUCAUGUUCUUUUCUGUUGGGUCUUUUCCUGAUAGCUAGUAUUUGUUUAGCCCUUUCUAGGAUUUUGUAGGUCUUAGAUCUUUAACUCAAGAAUGUAACAAAACAGUAGAGACUCGAGAGCAAUUUGUAAAUUUAAGAAGUACCUGCCGAUUAAUGCAUUCAAUUUACAGAAUACACACUUCGUUC
Molecule: messenger RNA, 1912 nt
Organism: Setaria italica (foxtail millet)
Lineage: Eukaryota; Viridiplantae; Streptophyta; Magnoliopsida; Poales; Poaceae
Exons: 7
Coding region: 366-1664 (432 amino acids)
Source: RefSeq, a predicted model, not a curated record